GGAGAAGGAGGGAAAAUGACGCUGCAGUCGUGUUUCACAUAUCACAGCGCCGAGCGUAUGGGAUGCCACCUUGUGCUCAUCUCCGUUAUAAUGAUCAACACGUACCACAGUAGCGUGGCGUCGCCACCGCCACCGCUUCCCCCGCGCCAGUCUCAGGUGUUCAUCCAGCCUCAGGGUCCAUCUGCAAGCCACAGCAAGAAUCUGUUCCGCUCUCUUCUGGCAGUCGUAGUGCUGCAUUUUCUGCUCACUGUGGGGGGAUUCGCCUUCCUGUACUACACAGGCAGAAUGGAAAAGCCAUUAUCUGAAGCUUCAAGUUCCUCCAGAGCGUUGGCCCGCAUGAUCGUGGUGAAGCGAAUCAGGAAUCAGGAAUCAACAUGUAAACAACUUACCCCCUCCUGUCAUCUUUUCACAGGUUACCUUCAGUGGGACAUGAAGCACUCGGUGCGAAGCAACGUCAACUACUACCACAGCAGCUGGCUGACCGUCCUGCAGCCCGGGGACUACUUGGUCUUCUCCAGGGUGAGCUUCUCCAAGGCCGACCCGAAGAGGCCCCUGGCCAGCGCAGUCAAGCUGAAACGCGGCGCGUCGUCCAAGGAGACGGUGGCCAUGCAAGCCUACUGCAGCCUCAACGGCUCGGUGUCCAUCCCACGGUUGUGCACCGCCUCCUUGGUAGAGGUGAUGACACUAGAGACGGGGAACCAGCUCAGCUUGUGGGUUCAGGACCUGUCACUGGUGGACUACAGCGAGACCGCCACCAGCUUUGGGAUGUACAAACUUUGACAGUGUGGACCAGAUCACAAAAGUAUUAAUUUAUUUGAAAAACGUUUUUUUGUUAGGUUAGGUUUGCAGCACUUUGAAGCAUUUAGAGUGUGCAUUAAAAUUAAUGUACAAUAUUUUUAAGGGCUAUAUUGAAGUACUAUAACUAACGGUAAUUGUUAUGCCUACAUAAUGUAAACGUGGUUUAUACUUCAACUGCAAUAGUUUGUAUUUUUGUCUGAGAAUCUCACAAAAAGCUCACAUUAAAAAAAGCAAAGAUUUCUGGGCAGCACUGUGGACUCAUUGAGGUUGUGGGUCAUAUCAACUCAUUUAUUGUAUUGUAAAUUACUACAUUGUGCAUUUGUUGUAACAAGAGUUAAAAGUCUGGAAAUAGUAAAUGUCACAUACCGACAGGAUGUGUGUGCACGCACAACACCUUCCAUGAUGUUGUCAGAAGACUUCUGGUAUAUAUUCAUAUGCGGCAUGAAUAUGCAAAAAAACACUAAAAUAGGGACACAGUUUCCAUUCAUCAAACAACCACACUUAGAAUAGGAAACCUUUAAUAAAAGAAUGACAACAUAAAGUACAGAGUGCUUCGAACAAAAUGCAACAAUACAAUAAGAAUUGCAUAGAACCUUUAAAAGCAGGCUUGACGUGAGAUGAAAAUUCCCGCUGCAGUGAAGUGCUCAGUGAGGCUGCAGACAUUUUAGGCUAUAAAAUAAAAAAACACAAAACAAAGUAUACAGGAAGUAGAGUGCUCUUCUGUUGCAUUUACAUUGCUGCAGUGCUCUUGAGCAACACACGCUGCCUAGUACCGAUUAUACAAUUACUAUUAUAAGAUGAAAAUUGGGACCUGCUCAACGGAACUGUACACAUUUUUUGUUGCAAUUCUCUCACACACCCACCCACACACACACACAAUCUAGCAGGUGCUGAGGUCCAUUAUUUCUUUCUUGCGCUAUUUUUGUCAAAUUAUGAUAACAUUUGGAAAAAAUAAACAAAACGCACUUGUAGUCCCCCCUCCCAAAACAAUAUACCUCAUCUGGAGGCACUUUUAGGCGAAUAAAU
This is a messenger RNA of Phyllopteryx taeniolatus (common seadragon), 1824 nucleotides long. RefSeq names its product CD40 ligand (gene cd40lg). The transcript is spliced from 4 exons. The coding region runs from base 16 to 780 and encodes 254 amino acids. Gene Ontology annotation, biological process: immune response. Gene Ontology annotation, molecular function: tumor necrosis factor receptor binding. Gene Ontology annotation, cellular component: membrane. NCBI's taxonomy places the organism in Eukaryota, Metazoa, Chordata, Actinopteri, Syngnathiformes, Syngnathidae. The record is from RefSeq and is a predicted model, not a curated record.